Molecule: messenger RNA, 2731 nt
Organism: Pungitius pungitius (ninespine stickleback)
Lineage: Eukaryota; Metazoa; Chordata; Actinopteri; Perciformes; Gasterosteidae
Gene: acvr1l
Product: activin A receptor, type 1 like
Exons: 10
Coding region: 191-1711 (506 amino acids)
Biological process (GO): cellular response to growth factor stimulus; heart development; protein phosphorylation
Cellular component (GO): plasma membrane; BMP receptor complex
Molecular function (GO): transmembrane receptor protein serine/threonine kinase activity; ATP binding
Source: RefSeq, a predicted model, not a curated record
AUAAUGUUGUGGUGACGCCAUGCGUAGCUGGAAGGGAAGUCAGCCAGCGGGUGGGCUGGGUUGUUAUCCUGUUUGUGGCAUCUUACAUCGCAAAUAACGCCGCUACGACCAUUUAACCCCGAUAUUGGGAGAGACAGGAAUCCCAUAAUGAGUUAGAGGCUGCAUUUUGUAUGUGCAAGUGCACUGAAACAUGGGUCCUUGUGUCCUCGUCCUUCUUAUGCUCUCUCUGCAGGCCCUGCAGACCUCAGCCGAGGGCUCUGAUGGGAAGUUGGAGUGUCUUUGUGAGACCCCUCAGUCCCUCCAGGCCACAAAGUGCCACGGGACUCGGUGCUUUUCCUCCGUGAAAGUCAGCAGCAGUGGAGUGGUGUUCGAGCAUGGCUGCCUGGAGGGGCUGGACAAAAUCCGUUUGCAUUGCUCCACAGCUCCAUCUUUCCAUCAGGCCAUUUUUUGCUGCUCCCAGGAAAUGUGCAACGGCAACACCACCCGGAGUUCGCUGAUGUCUCUGCUUCCGACAGCCCCAGAAGGGGAGCCAGUUCGGUACCGCGUGGAGACCGUAGCUCUUUUCGUCCUGGGCCCGGUGGUGGUUCUGGCUCUGCUGUGUGCAGUGUCGGUUCUGGCCUGCAGGAGGCUUCACCGUGGCCGGCUGCAGAGGCUGCAGGAGUUUGACACUGAACAGGGGGCCGUGGACGGCCUCAUCACCUCCAACGUGGGAGACAGCACUUUAGCGGAACUGUUGGACCAGUCGUGUACUUCAGGCAGUGGUUCAGGACUCCCUUUCCUCGUCCAGAGGACCGUGGCCAGGCAGAUCAGCCUGAUGGAGUUAGUCGGCAAAGGGCGGUAUGGAGAGGUGUGGAGGGGCCAGUGGCAGGGGGAGAAUGUAGCUGUAAAGAUCUUCUCCUCGAGAGAUGAGAAGUCCUGGUUCAGAGAGACAGAGAUCUACAACACUGUGCUGCUAAGACAUGAGAACAUACUGGGCUUCAUGGCGUCUGACAUGACUUCUCGCAACUCCAGCACCCAGCUGUGGCUCAUCACCCAUUACCACGAGAACGGAUCGCUCUAUGACUACCUGCAACGAGUUGCCGUGGAGACGUCUGAGGGCUUGGCGAUGGCGGCGUCGAUAGCCUGCGGCCUGGUCCACCUGCACACGGAGAUCUUCGGCACGGAGGGGAAACCGGCCAUCGCACACCGCGACCUGAAGAGCAAAAAUAUCCUGGUGACGAAAGAACUGCGCUGCUGCAUCGCAGACCUCGGGCUGGCUGUGACCCACUCACAGGCCGACAACCUGCUGGAUGUGGGCAACAAUCCGAAGGUCGGCACCAAGCGCUACAUGGCGCCGGAAGUGCUGGACGAGAGCAUUCAGACGGACUGCUUCGACGCCUACAAGAGAGUGGACAUCUGGGCCUUCGGGUUGGUGCUGUGGGAGAUCGCAAGACGCACAUACAGCAAUGGUAUUGUUGAGGAAUACAGGCCACCGUUCUAUGAUCAGGUGCCAAAUGACCCCAGCUUUGAGGACAUGAGGAAGGUGGUGUGUGUGGAGCAGCAGAGGCCUUUCAUUCCUAAUCGUUGGUUCUCUGACCCUACUCUCUCUGCUCUAGUGAAACUGAUGAAGGAGUGUUGGUACCAGAACCCCUCUGCGAGGCUAACUGCACUGCGCAUCAAGAAGACCCUGGACAAGAUUCACAGCUCCCUGGAGAAGGGCAAGGAGUCAUGAGAGGAGGCUCGGGGGAAGCUGCCUGAUGAAAGACGACCAGGGGAAGUUUUGUUCAAGUGUCAUCCAGCCUCAUCCCUCCACUUGCCCUCACUUUCUCUGUGGUUGCCUUCGAAUGACAUCACUUUCUUACUUGAAGCCCACAGGCGUUUGUUUGUUUGGACUGUCUGAAUGGAGUGAGCCUUUAUUACAGGACAGCAACCUGUUGCCGUUGUGCACAUCGCGUGGACCGUAGACUGAUACCGAGCGGGGCAAAGCUGGAUGGAAAUUGGAGUACUGUAUCCAAACGCUUUAAUGCCCAUGUAAGACUGCGCCCACAAAUAGUGUCUCUUAUAGUUCAAUUUCUGAUCCCCUGCCAGUGCUUUUGGGCUUGUGUUUGUGGCAUUCUGCUCAGCGACAAUCAAGUGUUUCACUCAUUUAGCUUUAAUAGAACGUGACAAGUAUCGCUACGAAGACUCAAACAAACCACACAAAUAUGUUCACUUAAAAACGGAAAACAGCCAAUACAAUCAAAUGUUUUGAACUUUUUAAUAUUUAUUUAAAUGUCCACCAAUACCAAACUGCCGUGGAUAAUGUAACACUGAUGCUGCGUGAAAAGGAUUGUAUACAUAGGCAUUAACUCCACUGAACUCUGCAGCCAGUAAGAAAUCCUGUUUGAGGGAAUCGAAAAGAGUAGGAAAAUCUUUCCAUUGAGCUUUUUUGUUGGAACAAAAAAAUGGAUAAAACACUAAAGAUGGAGGCGGUUCUGAAGCAGACAUACACUAAGUACCUGCCAAUAGUCUGUGUUUUAGGAGGAAUAUGAUUCAAAGAUUUCUUUGAUGGGGCUGACAUUUUUUCAGAUAUUGCAGCUGAAGAAACACUCCAUCUUCACCUGGAAAUGUACGUUUAAACAAAGUGGCCUCUGUGUGUGGUUACAAAUGAAUUUGUCAAUUUCUGGGUUUGUUUUUUUCAAAAUUGCUUUGUCUUUUUAUAUGUAAUAAAACAGGUAUUGCUCUGUUGCAUAGUGAUUAGCCAGCUUUGACU